Messenger RNA from Ipomoea nil (Japanese morning glory), 2058 nucleotides. RefSeq lists its product as uncharacterized. The transcript is spliced from 5 exons. The record is from RefSeq and is a predicted model, not a curated record. Bases 234 to 1835 code for a protein of 533 amino acids. Lineage: Eukaryota; Viridiplantae; Streptophyta; Magnoliopsida; Solanales; Convolvulaceae.
AUCGUCUCCAUGGAUCUGGUCCUCUGGAGUCGAAAGACAGCCAUUGGACGCAAAUAGAAGCACCAAUAACAAGAGAGAGAGAGCCAAACGUUGACAGUCAUGGUCACCUGGCCAGAAGCACUACUGAUUCGCCACCAUUGAACACUCUGCCUUCUCUCUCACCCAAAACUCAAAACACCACCAUCAGCGCUAUCACCCCGAGUCGAGCCGGAGAUCGGAGUAACACCAUCGCCAUGGCUGAACAUCCUAUUGUCGACGCCGUGGCCGCCCACCGUCCGCCAUCGCAACGCCAACCAAUCGACGAUUUGCAAAACACCCCAAAGCUUCGUCGUCGUGUUUCUUCGAGUUCCGUCGCCGCCAUUGCUCUUGGAGGGAAGCUGGGAAGCCUCACCGCCGUUGUCCCCUUUUUUGCUUCCCGAUCUGAAAAGAGUAAAAAGGAGAAAAAAGAUAUGUCACACAGGUCUGAUUGGUGGUUGCUAUCAGUGGCAAUCCUAAUAUUGACUACAGUUUCUCAAACUAUACAAACUCAGGAUGGGGUAAAAACUGAAGUUUUCCUAUCCCCCAAGUUUGAGUUGGAACCUGGAUCAGUCUCUAACAAGUUCUAUUACGAUAUCGACUUUCCAAGAGGCCACAUUGCUAUAAAAGAGUUUGUUGCAGAAGUGGUUGAUGAGGCAGGAAACUCGAUCCCACUUCACGAAACAUAUCUACACCACUGGCUUGUUGUAAGAUACUUUAUACGUCAAGGUGUUAAAGCUCCAAAUUAUCACCCCAAUAUGGGGUUCCAAGAACCGGAUUAUAUUUCUGCAAGGAACUCUGGGGUUUGUGGCAGUACCCUUACACAAUAUUUUGGGCUUGGAUCGGAGACGAGGAAGACUGACACUCACGUUCCAGAUCCUUAUGGAAUUGAAGCUGGCAAUCCAGCAGAUAUCCCGCAGGGCUACGAGGAGAAAUGGAUGCUUAAUGUGCAUGCAAUUGAUACACGAGGAGUAGAAGAUAGGUUGGGAUGUACUGAGUGCCGGUGCAAUCUGUAUAAUGUCACCGAGGAUGAGUCUGCAAAAGCUAUCGAGGAUGAUUACAUUGGUGGCUUAAGAUGUUGCUAUGAUGGGACAAGAUGCAGAGUAAAAGAAGGGGUUCAGAGUAUUAAGAGAAGUCUCUACCUAAAGUACACCGUCAAGUAUGUCGACUGGGAGCCAUCCAUUGUGCCUGUCAAAAUAUAUAUAUUUGAUGUCACCGAUACAUGGAAAAAGUCGAAUGAUUCAACAGGGUACAAUUCAAUGCACCACUGCAAGAUUGAAUACAGUGUGGAGCCUUGUUCCACUGCAGCAGCUAAGAGUGGAUGUGUUCAUACUAAAAGAUUAAGUGUGAGUUUUCCAAGUGGUGGGGAUGUUAUCUAUGGUGUUGCACACCAGCACACAGGGGGUACUGGUUCUACUCUUUACGGGGAGGAUGGACGGGCCAUAUGCUCAUCGCUUCCAAUCUAUGGAGAAGGAAUGGAACCGGGAAAUGAAUCUGGCUAUAUUGUAGGAAUGACAACCUGCUAUCCUCAACCUGGCACGGUCAAGAUUGCUGACGGGGAGUCUCUGACCAUUGUGUCUAAUUAUAGCAGCCAUCAAAGCCAUACCGGAGUCAUGGGGCUUUUCUACAUUUUAGUUGCUGAUCCGGUACCAGAAUCUCGUUCUUUCCUUCGUUCUCAAAUUAAGGGUGGUGAGAUGAUGAUACUACCAAAUGCUAUUUUGAUUUUAGCAUUUGUUGGAAUUGCAGUGCUUGGUGUUGCUGUUAUUAUGAGUCGGCGUCGGGGUGAAAGGGAGAAUGAUUAUGAACCUAUAGUGAUGUGAGGGAGGCUUUGCCUUAGAUUGAGAAUUGAUGCUUAAUUAAAUCCAAUCCAACAUGUGAUGUGUUUAGCACUUUGUUAAUCACAUGUAAGUUAGUUUUAUAAUAAGGUGGAUUGCAAUGUCAUAUAUUUUGUAUUCUGUAAGUUGUAUAAGUUGUAUGCUUUCUUUUAUAUACCUCUCUACAAAGUACGAGAUACAACUUUACAGAACACAUAAAAAAAUUUCG